GCCACACAUGGGGCAAAGUCCAGCUACCGGGCAGCUUGCAUGGUGGUCUACGAAUGUCCACCAUCGACGAACUUUCCAUCGCCAGUGGCGCCGAAAAACUGGAAAAAAAACCGCAAAAACCAUCGACUUUUGCGCGGUGGCGCGUGGCCAAUGGUGGUGCUGAUGUAGAUGUUCUAUUGCACUGGCAUGCCGACCUGCCACAACUUCCAAACAAUCAGGAAGAACCUAUUUGUACAGUACAACUGUGUGACCCUCGCGGCCAAGACGAUGGUUUGGAAUUGCUGGAAGCCAGAUUGCAGCAACAUCACUUGGCACGACCAUUGCUGGCAUGGACUGAGACGCAACUGCAACGGUUGAUGGAUGUCAUGGCCCAUCAAAGCUGUGGGGAUGCGCCCCACCAGGACGAGGUCCGGCUGCGUCGCGCGCCCGGACGCAUGGUCAUCGACGUGCAUUUCCGGAGACCAUUGUUGUCGGCCCCCGUGGAACUUGGGGGCUGCGUGGUGGAAAUUUUGAACGCCUAUUCGUCUGGCAUGUCGCAGAGCAGUGAAGUGCUUCAUUUGCUCCGGUCUGCUGCAUGUGCACAGCGAGUGCAUCAAGCCGCGCUGGCGGAGACGAAUGAGAGCCUGCAGGCCUUGUGGAGAGAUUUGGGGCGCCUGGAAGGUGACUGGACUAGCGCAGUGGAGCAGGCCCAGAAAAAACACCGUGGGUUCCUACAGCGCUUUGCUCUAGUGUUGCAAGCGAAGAUUGACAAGGAGCGCUCCUUGCAUAACGAGAUUCAGGAGAAACGCUGGGCAAGGAUGGGAGCUGCUAAUGUGGCUCGCUUGCCCGAAGUUGCGCAAGAAGAUGCACUGGUGGAGGGCAAGCCUCCUGGUGCUGGCCGCGGCAGACGCGGUAGAGGUGGCCGCACUGGGCGCGGUCGUGGCCGUGCCGCAGCUCGAGGGGCCGCUGCAGGUGCGGAGGACAGAUCUCCCAGCCCAGUGGCAAAGAAACAGAAGGUGUCCAAAGAGGCUCCGCUAGCUGUGCCAGGUGCCAAUCAACUUCGGUCGAGCUGCGAGCACACUUGGCGGAAUCACCACGCAGGGCUUGACGGUUCCUCCAAGCAUGUCAGCGGCACCUGCGACGCACAGUCUGUUCGACCCGGACUCGGAGGCAUUUGCUGCACGGAGAUUUGAAAUUUUGCGAGGGGAUGGGUAUGAGGAGCAGGAAGACGAGCCUGCGCGGCCUGCGCAGCCUGCGCAGCCUGCGCAGCUUGCACAGCCUGCGCCCAGCGCUUCUGCGACUGUUCCAGCCCUUCCUUCAGCGGCUUCAAAGCAGGAGCCAGCACCAAAGGGCCCGCGGCGCCCUAGUGGCGUGGGAGUCGGCGAUCUCUUUUUCAGCGACAGCGAGUGAAAAAAU
Cladocopium goreaui is the source of this 1395-nucleotide messenger RNA. The record is from the annotation of a GenBank genome assembly. NCBI's taxonomy places the organism in Eukaryota, Dinophyceae, Suessiales, Symbiodiniaceae.